AUGCCCGACAUGCUCUAUUACGCAAUGUCCAAAUCCGCGCUCGACCAAUUUACCAGAAGCACGUCUAUCGCCCUAAUUGCUCAUGGCGUUCGUGUGAACUCUGUGAGCCCUGGAGCAGUUAUUACUGGAAUUGAUGAAGCCAUGGGAAUGCCAGCAGGAUCUUUCGAGAAGAUGGCCAAAUUCUGGGAGUCCAAAAAAGAGUGUCUACCAAAUGGACGUGUUGGUCAACCAGAUGAUAUCGCUAAUAUCAUCGCAUUCCUGGCAGAUCGUAAACUCUCAUCGUACAUCAUCGGACAAACGAUCGUUGCUGAUGGUGGAUCUUCGCUGGUUAUGGGAAUGCAGGCACAUGAUAUGAUGGAGAUUUUGAAGCAACAAUAA
Molecule: messenger RNA, 378 nt
Organism: Caenorhabditis briggsae
Lineage: Eukaryota; Metazoa; Nematoda; Chromadorea; Rhabditida; Rhabditidae
Exons: 2
Coding region: 1-378 (125 amino acids)
Source: RefSeq, a predicted model, not a curated record